CGAUGAUUACAGAACCAGUAUGGAUUUUCCAAAGUUGUUCCUGCAUUCUUCUCUUCUAGUCCUCCAUUUCGCAUUUUCUUCUUCCAAAGACACAAUAACUAUAAACCAAACCAUUCAUGAUGGUGACUUUCUGAUCUCUAGAGAAAAUAAUUUUGCAUUAGGAUUCUUUAGCCCCGGAAGUUCCAGGUUUAGAUAUCUUGGAAUCUGGUACCGUAAAGUCCGAGAGCAAACUGUAGUGUGGGUAGCAAAUAGGGAUGAUCCAAUCAAGGGUUCCUCGGGAGUUCUAUCAAUUGACCAAUAUGGAAAUCUCGUUCUCCGCAGCUAUCAUAACCAGAAAGUUCCUAUAUGGUCUACAAAUGUCUCAGUGGAGGUUACAGAUACUUGUGUGGCUCAGCUCUUGGAUACAGGAAAUUUGAUUUUGGUCCACGAUAGAAGUAAAAGUAAUGUGUGGGAAAGCUUUGAUCAUCCUACGGAUACUUGGCUGCCAGGAAUGAAACUUGGGUUGGACCGAAGGACAGGCAUGAACCGGUUCCCGAUAUGUUGGAGAUCAGCAGAUGACCCUGGAACUGGAAACUUCUCACUUCAGAUCAACCCAAAAGGAUCACCACAGUUCUUUAUCUACUGGGGUAUAAAAUAUAUUUGGCGAGGCAUUCCUUGGCCCUGGAAAAGCUAUGCAGAUGCAUCCAAUGACAGUUUUGUCAACAAUCAAAAUGAGACAUAUGCGACAUACUCUGUUUCUGAUGCUUCUGUUAGUCUAAGGUUAAUGUUGGACUAUUCAGGACUUGUUAAGAAACUAAUUUGGCAUGAAAAAGAUGGCAAAUGGAAAGAAUUCCGGUCGAUGCCAAAAUCUACAUGUGAUCCAUAUGGGCAUUGUGGUACCUAUGGAAUAUGUGACCCUGACUUUCUUGGUCGAAGAUUUGAAUGUGAUUGUUUACCGGGGUAUGAACCCAAGUCCCCAAGGGACUGGCAUAUUCUAAAAGAUGCAUCAGGCGGGUGUGUCAGGAAGCGGCUAGAGUCUACCUCAUUAUGUGGCCAUGGAGACGGAUUUGUGAAAGUGGCGAAUGUUAAAGUACCUGACACUUCAGCAGCAGUUUGGGUGAGCACGAAUAUGAGUCCAAGGGACUGUGAAAAGAAUUGCAUGAGGAAUUGUUCAUGCUCUGCAUAUGCAAGCAUAGAUAUUGCUAGGAAGGAGACUGGCUGUUUGACAUGGUACGGCAAAUUGAUGGACACUGUGCACAAUGGGGCAGAGGGAUAUGAUAUUUAUGUUCGUGUUGAUGCAGUCGAAUUAGGUAAUGUAUUUUUGCCUUCGACAAAUUUUGAACAAAACCAAUGUGUAUUUUUCCCUACUCACACAGCUGAAAUUGCCGAAAAAUGGAAUGGUUUUCUUAAAAGGAAGGAUAGGUUAGCCGUUUUAGUAAUAUCUGUUGUUUCAGCUUGGUUUGUCAUCAUCUUGUUUACAUAUUUGUGGCUCAAGAAGAAGAAGAAGAAAAGGGUGAGGAACAAAUGGAACAAAAGGUGGCUUGAUACAAUUGGCUCAGUGGAAAAUCAAGUCGAAGGUAGCAUGAGUCAUCCAGAGAUUGCUUUUUUCAAUCUGAGCACUAUACUUGCUGCAACUAACAGUUUCUCUCCAGCUAACAAACUAGGGCAAGGUGGUUUUGGUGUGGUUUAUAAGGGUAAAUUGUCUAAUGGAAAGGACGUUGCUGUGAAAAGACUUUCAAAAGAUUCGGGGCAAGGAAUAUAUGAAUUUAAAAAUGAAGUUUUACUGAUUGCAAAACUUCAACAUCAGAAUUUGGUGAAACUCAUAGGAUGCUGUAUUCAGGGAGAGGAACCGAUGCUAGUUUAUGAAUACAUGCCAAACAAAAGCUUGGACUCCUUUCUUUUCAAUGAAACAAGAAGGUCAAUCUUGGAUUGGAGAAAACGCUUUGAUAUUAUCGUUGGGAUUGCUCGUGGAAUCUUAUAUAUUCAUCAAGAUUCUAGGUUGAAAAUUAUCCAUAGAGAUCUAAAAACCAGCAAUAUCCUAUUGGAUGAAGAAAUGAAUCCAAAAAUUUCAGAUUUUAGCCUAGCUAGAAUCUUCAAAGGUGACCAAACUCAUGAGAUGACAAACAGAAUAGUUGGAACAUUUGGAUACAUGUCUCCAGAAUAUGUGGUGUUUGGAAAGUUUUCAACGAAAUCUGAUGUCUUUAGUUUUGGCAUCAUAUUAUUAGAGAUUAUUACAGGGAAAAGGAAUAAUAGCUUUUAUCAAGAGGAUUUUUACCCAAGCAUGAUAGGAAAAAUAUGGCAUUUAUGGAGAGAAGAGAGAGCAUGGGAGAUGGUUGAUUCAUCACUAAAGCAUUCUUGUUCUCCUGAUGAAGUAUUGAGAUGCAUCCAAAUUGGGCUCUUAUGCUUGCAAGAAGAUAUAAUGGAAAGACCGACCAUGUCAGCUGUCGUUCUAAUGUUAAAUAGCGAAAUUAGUCUUCCUUCUCCUAAGCAACCUGCAUUCACUUUCAAAAAGUCUAGUAUUAUUAGUUCUAGCUCAUUAGAACCAAAAGAAAGAUUUUGUUCUGUGGAUGAGGAGACAAUUACUGAGUUUCACUUCAAUGAAGUUUCCAGAACCAGAAUGGAUUUUCGAAAGUUGUUCCUGCAUUCUUCUCUUCUAGUCCUCCAUUUCGCAUUUUCUUCUUCCAAAGACACCAUAACUAUAAACCAAACCAUUCAUGAUGGUGACUUUCUGAUCUCUAGAGAAAAUAAUUUUGCAUUAGGAUUCUUUAGCCCCAAAAGUUCCAGGUUUAGAUAUCUUGGAAUCUGGUACAAUAAAGUCCGAGAGCAAACCGUGGCGUGGGUAGCAAAUAGGGAUGAUCCAAUCAAUGGUUCCUCGGGAGUUCUAUCAAUUGACCAAUAUGGAAAUCUCGUUCUCCAUAGCUACCAUAACCAGAAGGUUCCUGUAUGGUCUACAAAUGUCUCAGUGGAGGUUACAGAUACUUGUGUUGUAGCUCAGCUCUUGGAUACAGGAAAUUUGGUUUUGUUCCACGAUAGAAGUAAAAGUACUGUGUGGGAAAGCUUUGAUCAUCCUACGGAUACUAUGCUGCCAGGAAUGAAACUUGGAUUGAACCGAAGGACAGGUAUGAACCGGUUCCCGAUAUGUUGGAGAUCAGCAGAUGACCCUGGAACUGGAAACUUUUCACUUCGGAUAAACCCAAACGGAUCACCACAGGUCUUUAUCUACUGGGGUAUAAAAUAUAUUUGGCGAGGCAUUCCUUGGCCCUUGAAAAGUUAUGCAGAUAUAUUGAAUGUUAGUUUUGUCAACAAUCAAAAUGAGACAUAUAUGACCUACUCUGUUUCUGAUGCUUCUGUUAUCCUAAGGGUAAUGUUGGACUAUUCAGGACUAGUUAAGAAGCUAAUUUGGCAGGAAAAAGAUGGCAAAUGGAAUGAAUUCUGGUCGGUACCAAAGUCUCCGUGUGAUCCAUAUGGGCAUUGUGGUACCUAUGGAAUAUGUGAUCCUGACUUUUUUAGUCGAAGAUUUGAAUGUGAUUGUUUACCGGGGUAUGAACCCAAGUCCCCAAGGGACUGGCAUAUUCUAAAAGAUACAUCAGGCGGGUGUGUCAGGAAGCGGCUAGAGUCUACCUCAUUAUGCAGGCAUGGAGAAGGAUUUGUGAAAGUGGCAAAUGUUAAAGUACCUGACACUUCAGCAGCAGUUUGGGUGAGCAUGAAUAUGAGUCCAAGGGACUGUGAAAAGAAUUGCAGGAGGAAUUGUUCAUGCUCUGCAUAUGCAAGCAUAAAUAUUGCUGGGAAGGAGACUGGCUGUUUGACAUGGUAUGGCAUAUUAAUGGACACUGUACAUAAUUGGAAAGAGGGAUAUGAUAUUUAUGUUCGUGUUGAUGCAGUUGAAUUAGCCGAAGUCACCCAAAAAUGGAAUGGUUUUCUUGAAAGGAAGGAUAUGUUAGGCUUUUUAGUAGUAUCUGUUGUUUCAGCUUGGUUUGUCAUCAUCUUAUUUACAUAUUUGUGGCUCAAGAAGAAGAAGAAAAGGGUGAGGAACAAAUGGAGCAAACAAUGGCUUGAUACAAUUGGCAGCACAUACUACAAUGAAACUUCAGUGGAAAAUCAAGUCGAAGGUAGCAUGAGUCAUCCAGAGAUUGCUUUUUUCAAUCUGAGCACUAUACUUGCUGCAACUAACAGUUUCUCUCCGGCUAACAAACUAGGGCAAGGUGGUUUUGGCGUGGUUUAUAAGGGUAAAUUGUCUAAUGGAAAGGAAGUUGCUGUGAAAAGACUUUCAAAAGAUUCAAGGCAAGGAAUAGAUGAAUUUAAAAAUGAAGUUUUGCUGAUUGCAAAACUUCAGCAUCAGAAUCUGGUGAAACUCAUAGGAUGCUGCAUUCAAGGAGAGGAACCGAUGCUAGUUUAUGAAUACAUGCCAAACAAAAGCUUGGACUCCUUUCUUUUCCAUGAAACAAGAAGGUCAAUCUUGGAUUGGAGAAAGCGCUUUGAUAUUAUCGUUGGGAUUGCUCGUGGAAUUUUAUAUAUUCAUCAAGAUUCUAGGUUGAGAAUUAUCCAUAGAGAUCUAAAAACUAGCAACAUUCUAUUGGACAAAGAAAUGAAUCCAAAAAUUUCAGAUUUUGGCCUAGCUAGAAUCUUCAAAGGCGACCAAACUCAUGAGAUGACAAACAGAAUAGUUGGAACAUUUGGAUACAUGUCUCCCGAAUAUGUGACAUUUGGAAAGUUUUCAACGAAAUCUGAUGUCUUUAGUUUCGGCAUCAUAUUAUUAGAGAUCAUUACAGGGAAAAAGAACAAUAGCUUUUGUCAAGAGGAUCCUUACCCAAGCAUGAUAGGAAAAAUAUGGCAUUUAUGGAGAGAAGAAAGAGCAUGGGAGAUAAUUGAUUCAUCACUAAAGCAUUCUUGUUCUCCUGAUGAAGUAUUGAGAUGCAUCCAAAUUGGGCUUUUAUGUGUGCAAGAAGAUGUAUUGAAAAGACCGACCAUGUCAGCUAUUGUUCUAAUGUUAAAUAGCGAAAUUAGUCUUCCUUCUCCUAAGCAACCUGCAUUCACUUUCAGAAAAUCUAGCUCAUUAGAACCAAAAGAACGAUUUUGUUCUGUGGAUGAGGAAAUAAUUACUGAGGUUAUAUGUCGUUGAAUGUCUCUCUCAUGAAUUACAUAAAUUUUUAGUAUAGGAAUCUAGGAUAUGCUUCUUCUGAUAUUAAAAAAUCUUUUUAUUUA
Molecule: messenger RNA, 5181 nt
Organism: Hevea brasiliensis (rubber tree)
Lineage: Eukaryota; Viridiplantae; Streptophyta; Magnoliopsida; Malpighiales; Euphorbiaceae
Exons: 14
Coding region: 20-5098 (1692 amino acids)
Biological process (GO): protein phosphorylation; recognition of pollen
Molecular function (GO): ATP binding; protein kinase activity
Source: RefSeq, a predicted model, not a curated record